CAUGACGCAGCACGCAGUCUCAGCCGACACUGCGCGCCCCUUCUGGGGCCCCGCCCACGCAGCGGCCUUAGCGGGUCGCCGACCCACGAUCCCCGCCGCGGCUGCUUGCUUGCCGGAGUGUGCACCGGUACCCGUCGCCGGUGACAUGUUGCAAAAACCGAGGAACCGGGGUCGCUCUGGCGGCCAGGCCGAGAGGGACAGCGACUGGAGCCGUGGCGGAAACUCCGGGGCCUCGCGGGCGGGCGAAGACGCCCGGGCCCCCAGAGACCGCUUAGCGGAGGAGGCCCCGAGCACUUCCCGGGGGCCGGGCGGCUCGCAGUGGUCGCAGGGCCCCUCGUCGCAGGGCGCCCGCCGGUCCCAGGGCGCCCCCGCCGUGGGCCCCAGGACCCAGAAGCAGCAGGAGCUGAAAGUGUCCGAGCUGGUGCAGUUCUUGCUGAUUAAGGACCAGAAGAAGAUUCCCAUCAAGCGGGCCGACAUACUGAAGCACGUCAUCGGGGACUACAGGGACAUCUUCCCCGACCUCCUCAAACGGGCCGCCGAGCGCCUCCAGUACGUCUUCGGGUAUAAGCUGGUGGAACUUGAACCCAAGAGCAACACGUACAUCCUCAUCAACACGCUGGAGCCGGUGGAGGAGGAUGCCGAGGUGAGGGGUGACCAAGGCACGCCCACUACGGGCCUCCUGAUGAUCGUGCUGGGGCUCAUCUUUAUGAAGGGCAACACCGUCAAGGAGACUGAAGUCUGGGACUUUCUGCGGCGCUUAGGGGUCUACCCCACCAAGAAGCAUUUCAUUUUCGGAGAUCCAAAGAAACUCAUUACUGAGGACUUUGUGCGACAACGUUACCUGGAAUACCGGCGGAUACCCCACACCGACCCCGUGGACUACGAGUUCCAGUGGGGCCCGCGAACCAACCUGGAAACCAGCAAGAUGAAAGUUCUUAAGUUUGUGGCCAAAGUCCAUAAUCAAGACCCCAAGGACUGGCCAGCGCAGUACUGUGAGGCGUUGGCAGAUGAGGAGAACAGGGCCAGACCUCAGCCCAGUGGCUCAGCCCCAUCCUCUUAAAAUCUGAGGUGGAUUCAGAGGGACCCCCGGGACAAGGGUCUGAGACCCAAAGGCACAGUGCAGAGGAGCGGGGGAAGGGAGAACGAACCCAGGAAGCGUAUUUCUGUAGCGUUUCAAUGUGUGUAGCUUUAGGAUGUGUUUGCAAAGUUUUGUUCUUUUAAUGUUGUGUUAUUUGGUUCCAGAUUUUCAUCUAUAAACAAAGGAGCAUUUGUUUUGCUUUGAUUUUACUUUUUUUGGUAUAAAAAAUUUUCCUAGCUUAGUAAAACGAAUUGGAAAACUUGACUAUGAUCUGAAACAGAUAUGCCAGAAGGAACACAUAAGUAAGUUGCUUUGGUGCCAAGAAAAUAAAAAAGUAGCUAUUAUCGGGUCUCUUAAGCAUCCCAGUUUGUAAGGAAAAAUAAAAGUCUUUAUAAAAUUAAAAAUAAAAACGUAAUUGCCUAUAUCCUUAUUACCUUAACCUGUUUUAUUUUUUCUAUAUUUCCUACAUAUAUAAGUAUUAUUCAUGGUUCCAAGCAAUGAACGUGGUGUAUUUUCUCCAAAUAGCAAUUGUUUAUAUUCAUAAUUACUCAGCUCUGUUGCUAAACAUGCAGUUCCACUUAGUUUUUUUUUACAUGCUACUCUAGUUAUUACAAUAAAUACUGUAUUUUUGAAGCACU
Mandrillus leucophaeus (drill) is the source of this 1716-nucleotide messenger RNA. It is a transcript of the gene NSMCE3, whose product is annotated as necdin-like 2. NCBI's taxonomy places the organism in Eukaryota, Metazoa, Chordata, Mammalia, Primates, Cercopithecidae. The transcript has a single exon. The coding region runs from base 2 to 1060 and encodes 352 amino acids. The record is from RefSeq and is a predicted model, not a curated record. Gene Ontology annotation, cellular component: nucleus. Gene Ontology annotation, biological process: negative regulation of transcription by RNA polymerase II.